UCGUUUGUUGAAGCGUAGAAGAUCAGUAAGAGCGUUUAAAGCUGAGCGCUAGUUAGAAGAAACGGCAAUGUUGUGUACAUCGGAGGCACAGAAAGAUUGGCAAACUUCCAGACCAACUAUCAAAGAGAGAUGUGCGUUUGUCUUCAACAACGAGUUCUUGAGCGAUGUGAAUUUUAAAGCGAGAUCGUCGAUUUGCGGCGAGUGUAAGGUGAUACCAGCUCACAAGUUCGUUCUUUCCAUCAGCAGCCCUGUGUUUCAAGCCAUGUUUCGCGGGAACAUGGCUGAGUCUGUUUCAAACCUGAUAGAACUACCGGACUGUGAUUAUGAGAGCUUGUUGGAGUUCUUUCGUUAUCUCUAUAGCGAUGAGGCGUAUCUUAGUGGAACUAACGUCCUUCAAGUGUUAUAUCUAGCAAACAAGUACAUAGUGCCCUCUCUCGUCGAUAAAUGCACCGAAUAUUUGCAGAAAAGUCUGAACGCAAACAAUGUGUUGCGUAUUCUUCCACACGCUCAGGCGUUCGACAAAAAUGAACUUUUAGAGCGAUGCUGGGAAUUGAUUGAUAAGAAUGCGGACAGUGUCGUGAAAUCAGAGGAAUUUUUUAAUCUUGAGAGGUGUCGAGUGGAGACUAUUGUCAACAGAGAAUCGUUAAACAUAACAGAAUUCGAAUUAUUCAAAGCUGUUGACCGCUGGGUGUCUAAAGAAAGCGAAAGACAAGGCUUUCUUGAAAGCCUCAGUAAUUGUGAAUCAAAGCGACGGAUACUCGGGGACGGAAUAGUGCAGGGGAUACGGUUCCCACUGAUGUCACAAAAAGAAUUCAUGUCGGCCGUACCCGACAGUAACAUUCUAACGACAAGCGAAGUCAUAAACCUGAUGAAAUACUUCAGUGGUUUACCGACACCGCUUCUGCCGUUUAUACAAACUCCAAGGAAAGGAACAAUGAAGGACACGCCACAAAUGCGCCGUCGAUUGGGAACUUAUGUUCCUCCGGCAGCUUGGUGGGGACAUUCAUUUCAGAAUCGCCAAUUAGCGUGUGGUUCGCCUCUUAAUGAAGACGACAAAAACGAAGAGGAAAAAGGGAAGUGGCUUAAAAGCAAGAAUACUGAUAACGAAGGCGAGGUUAACAAGGAAUCUUCGGAAAAAACCCCUACUAACAUCAGCAGCUUAGGAAAGAUUGCAACUAUGCCUUCUCUUGAAGAUCUUUGGCACUCACACAGGCAAACAAAGAAGGAAAAAAUUGCAUUUCUCUUCAACAAUAAGGAAAUGAGCGAUGUGAGUUUUGUUGUUCAAGCCUCCACCGAAGAAAGUGAAACUAGAAAGGUCAUCCCAGCUCACAAAUUUGUGCUCGCAAUCAGUAGUCGUGUGUUCCAUUCUAUGUUUUAUGGUCCACUGCCGGAGACUAAAGACUCUAUCGAACUGAGUGACUGCGAGUACGAGAGUUUGUUAGAAUUAUUUCGCUACAUCUACUGCGACCAAGCGAACUUGAGCGGAAGUAACGUACUUCAAUUAUGGUAUUUGGCGAAGAAGUACAUGACACCUGAACUCGCCUUGAGCUGCAAACAAUUUGUGCAACAUGCAUUCCAAGUGAAGGUAUCAAACGUUUUUUGCACUUUGUCGUGUGCUCGUAUGUUUGAAGAUACAGAUUUGGAAAAUCGAUGUUGGAAAGUGAUUGAGAAGCAGACAGAAAGAGCUGUGACAUCAGACGAAUUUGCUACAGUUGAGAGAUCUGUUGUUGAAUCUAUUGUGAAGAAAGAAGUGUUGAAUAUUAAAGAAGUAGAACUGUUCAAAGCUGUUGAUCGCUGGGGCGUAAAAGAAUGUGAGAGGCGAGGAAUAACGCUUGGUGGAAAGGAAAGGAGAAUUAUUUUAGGGGAAGAAAUUGUGAAAGCGAUUCGAUUUCCUCUGAUGUCGUACGAAGAGUUUAGAUCUGUGACGAUAUCCAGAGAAACGGAAAACAUUCUGAAACACGAGGAAAUAUCUCACAUGUUGAGUUUUUAUCUGGAUGAACUGAAGACCCCGUUACAGUUUUCACCGGCUCAAAGAGUCGAUUUUCAUCUAUGCCUUAGAUUUGAUAAUUUCCAUCCUCCGCGUGGAGAUGAAAAGUGGAACUAUGGAGAUAAGAUGGGAGAGCUUGCUUUCUCUGUCGAUAAGACCAUCUACCUGCUAGGCAUUCAACUUUUCGGCAGCUUCGAGCGAUACAAUGUCACAGUUGAAGUGAAGAGACAUCAUGGCGAUUGGAUAACAUUUACAAAACAUUCAGGCACGCAUUUAUCCAGAAAGGUUGCUCUUACAAAUGGUUAUUAUUACGGAUUUGACGUGUUUUUCGAUGAUCCAAUAUUAUUGGAGACGAAUAGACCAUAUAAAAUUGUGUGGCGCAUCCGAGGUCCAUCCUCAUGGUACGGUGGAGGAUACAAAGAGUUCAUCGAAUGUCACGGUGUGGUUUUUACCUUCAUUAGACAUGUGCCUUCUUUGAGAGGCACCGUGCAUUAUUUGAACGACUUAGCGUGUCCUGCUCUGUUAUUCCGGGAAAACAUCUCCGCUUGAUCAGGGCCUGUACUUCCUACGCGUGCGUGAUUACGAGCCGAUUUAAGACUGUAUCAAAUUUUGCGAUAAGUAAUCGUAUAUUCGGUCUGUAGCUCUUGUACAUUUUAUAUUAAAUCCGAAUGGUUACCGAAGAAGAAUCUCUUUUGCAAAAUCGCAAACUCUGAGAUCUAGGAGUAGUAGAUUUUCUGUAACGGAAAGGAAAGAAAAAAUUCUCAGAAUUAAGUGACGGUUUGACUCUUGAUCUCAUCAUUAUCGUCUGUUACUGGAAUUUGUAUUUGAUUAAUGAGUCAUAAAGACGCUAACUUCGGGAAAAGAAGUUCAAGUUGACAGCUUGUUCGUUUUCCUUUUCAUCUAGAUCUAACAUGAGACAAUGAUUUUAAUAACCAAGAAACCGCUAGCGUAUCUAGUAUUGCAUAUCAAUAAACUUAAUGCCACAGAAUUCUCACAAAGGGAUCGAUCUUUGUAACUCGCCGGG
Messenger RNA from Pocillopora verrucosa, 3011 nucleotides. Lineage: Eukaryota; Metazoa; Cnidaria; Anthozoa; Scleractinia; Pocilloporidae. The record is from RefSeq and is a predicted model, not a curated record.